UUGUGGCGCUGUAGCGUAAAUGUGAGAUAACAAUGUGGCAUAUCUUAGAAUCGGACAAAGAAAGAGAGCUUCAGUGUGACACCAGCCCAUGAGACACAUUGAGCAGUGCCGCAGUGGUCGUGACGUGUGCUAUCUCGGCGUGUUUUGUUGAUAACUGGCUGAGUUGAGCUUGAAGCAAACAUCCCCGCAGCUUGAGGAACAGCCAGUGUCUCGUGGCUCCCUCCUCCACGCUUCGAUCCUCUGCUCCCGUCAGGCGGCGGCGCCAUCUUGGCAUCUCAGGCGUAAAGGAGACGGCGGCAUCCAACACACCUGGCACCGCGUUACUCAGCAGAGUGAAGGCACCGCAGCACUGACAGGGGCGACAGGAAAGGCACUGACAGAGGAGAGGCACCGCAGCACUGUUAGGAGGCAAGAGGGAAGAGCAGAGCAGCGUCCCAGCAUGGAGGCUAGUGAGGGCCUGGGACUCUCUGGGCCAGACUCCCCACGGCUGUACCAGAUGAUCAAGGACGAGAUACUGGACGGAGAGCCGGUGGAUGGCAGCCACCAGGACACACCCAACACUCAGGAUGACCACAGGCUGAACCACCAGCAGCAGGAGGCUAUGAAGAUGGAGGAAGACGAGGAGGAAGGGAGGGGUGGAGGUGGCGGCGGUGGAGGAGGGGGCGGGAGAGGAGAAAUGGAGAUAAAGGAAGAGGCCAUAGAACCUACAACAGCAGCAGCAGCAGCAGCAGCAGCAGCAACAUCACAGCUGGAGUACAUGAUGCUGGAACAACAAAAACAAGAGGACAGCGACGACCAGCUUGGGUACCAGCAGCUGCCACCACCGCCACCACCACCACCACAGGAAGACACCACCCACCCUCCACCCCCAGAGCACCACCAGGACUCUGAGCAGCAGCAAGAGGAAGAUGCAACAACAGCGGCAGUGAAGGCAGCAGUGACGGCCAUAACCUCUGCAGCCAUGACUGAAGAGAAAAUGGUAUCCGGGUCACUGAAGAGGCCGGCCAGCGAUGGAGGGCUGUCCGAGGAGGAGCCGGCCACCAAGAAACACUCCAAUGAGGUGGACAAGCUGUGGAAGAACGUCAAUGAUAACCCCAAUGACUUCCAGGCCUGGACUCUCCUUCUGCAGCACAUUGACCAGGUGGCCUUUGUGGAGACUGAUAGUGAGGUGGAGCGGAGCGACCUCGAGUCCGGGCGGGAGGCUUACGACGGUUUCUUUGAGCGCUACCCUUACUGCUACGGCUACUGGAAGAAGUACGCUGACUUGGAGCGACGGAAAGGCACCUAUGAGACCUGCGGAAAGGUAUUUAAUCGUGGUCUGGAAGCCAUCCCUCUGAGCGUCGACCUGUGGCUUCACUACCUGGAGUAUGUGAUGGCGCAGUUCCCUGACGAUGAGGCGAAGGUGCGGACUGAGUUCGAGCGUGCUGUUAACGCCUGCGGAUUGGAGUUCAAGUCAGACAAGAUGUGGGAGUCAUACAUCAACUGGGAGAGUGGCGGGAAGCGAUGGAAGAAUGUCACCCUUCUGUAUGAGCGCCUGCUGGCCACCCCGACCUCCAGGUACAUCCAGCACUGGCAGCGUUUCCAGGAGCAUGUACGGAAGCAUAUGCCCAGCGAGGUGAUUGGGGUGGAGGAGUUCCUGUCACUGAGGAGGGAGGUGCUGGCCGAGCUGAACCGUUCUGACAUAGAGACGCCCGAUGAGGCCCCUCCCGGAGUGGAGACAGCACCAGGAGAUGACCAGCUUGGCACUAAUGUGGUGAGGCGAGACAAAUUACUGCAGAAGAGCAUCAUCUCAGCCCGUCAGAAGCUGCACGAGGCCACAGCGUCUGAGGUAAAGUCCCGCUGGAGCUACGAGGACGCCAUCAAGAGGCCCUACUUUCACGUCAAGCCCCUGGAGAAGAGUCAGCUGUCGGCCUGGCGUACCUACCUGGACUAUGAGGUGAAGCAGGGAGAGGACGCCAGAAUCAGAGUGCUCUUUGAACGCUGCCUCAUUGCCUGCGCCUUCUAUGAGGAGUUUUGGAUGAGGUACAUCCGCUACCUGGAGGAGAAUGGAGGGGCAGAGGAAGAGAUUCGCUCCGUGUACCACCGUGCCUGUGUCAUCCACCUCAGAGAGAAAUUCCGACCACACCUUGCUUGGGCGGCCUUUGAGGAGGAGAAAGGCAGUUCAGACCGGGCUCUACAAAUCCUCGAGGGGCUACAGCAGUGCAAUUCCCCGAGUCUGGAGGCGUACAUGCAGGCCGCUGGGGUGGAGCGUCGGCGGGGCAACCUGGCUGGGGCAAGGCAGGUGUUUGAGCGCUGCCUUGGUAUCCUCCUUGAAGAGCCAGACAAGAAUAUCCACUCCCAUGUCUCUAUCAAGUUUGCUCGGUUCCUUACUAUGUUUUGCCGGGAACAUGAGAAGGCUCUUGAGGUGUUGAAGGAAGCACAUGAAUUCAAUAAGGAGAACAGCAAUGUGGUGUUGGCAAUAGUGGACCAGAUGCUGCUGUUUGACCCUCCACGCAUCAGUGAGGCGGUGACGGCACUCAAGGAGGGCAUCCACACGGCACCCCAGCCCGGCACUCAGCUCCUCUUUGCUCACCGCCUCUUCCACUUCAUGUCGGAGUGUGGACAGGAUCCCGGCAGCAUGAGUGAGGGGCUGCGGGUGCUGAGGCAGGUGCAGCAGGAGGUGAGGCAGAUGGACAGCGGGGAUGCGAGCAUGGCCGAGAUGGACAGCACAGUCACCGCCACCAAACAAGAGGAAAGCAUGUCGGGUGGCAUCUCUGUCAUCGAGUCACGCCGAGACAAGCGCCUCACACAAGACAAGUCCAGUCCUGGCCCUGUGAAUGGCACCACUGCCAACACCAACGCCUCCUCCCUUGCCACCAGCGCCGGCCAGUCCUCCAUGGUGACCGGCUACCAGAAUUACCAACAACCGGGGUACGGGGGAGGAUACGGCCAGGGGUACCCGGCUCAUGGGUAUGGGGCGUCACACUACCAGAACUGGGGAUACCCGACGCAGCAGGGGAAUUAUGGGUAUGGGCAGCAGGGGUGGGGGUCCUAUGGUAACUAUUAUGGGCAGAGAUAAGGUUUGAUUCUCCCAUGAUCCUUUGCUCUUGUUGUUAUGAGUGUUUGUUAUUUUUAUUAUUUUUUGUGAUGGUGUUAUUGUCUUUGUUUUCCUUUUUAUUAAUUUGUUUUUUGCAUUGUUUUCAUUGACUACUGCUUUGUCUAUGGUGAAGCAAUUAAUCACUGCUGCUUCCCAGUUUUUUUGUAAAUUUCUCUUAUGAUUUUCCACGACUUUAGGCAUUAGUGGUGGACUGUAUCAGGAUAAACAUCAUUAUUAUUAUUAUUAUUAUUAUUAUUAUUAUUAUUAUUAUUAUUAUUAUCAUCAUUUUUAUUAUUAUUAUUAUCAUUAUCAUUGGUACUUUAUUAUUAUUCUACUACCUUGAAUAUUGCCAUAGACUUUAGUGAAAUGCUGUUUUCUUAGUUAAUAAAGAGACUAGAGAUUGAUUCAUUGUAGAGAGAGAGAGAGAGAGAGAGAGAGAGAGAGAGAGAGAUGGGUGUGGUAUAGGGAGCAUCAGAA
Messenger RNA from Portunus trituberculatus (swimming crab), 3553 nucleotides. Its product is annotated as pre-mRNA-processing factor 39-like. NCBI's taxonomy places the organism in Eukaryota, Metazoa, Arthropoda, Malacostraca, Decapoda, Portunidae. Gene Ontology annotation, cellular component: U2-type prespliceosome; commitment complex; U1 snRNP. The coding region runs from base 440 to 3058 and encodes 872 amino acids. Gene Ontology annotation, molecular function: protein binding. The transcript has 15 exons. The record is from RefSeq and is a predicted model, not a curated record. Gene Ontology annotation, biological process: RNA processing; mRNA 5'-splice site recognition.